This is a messenger RNA of Rhopalosiphum maidis (corn leaf aphid), 2205 nucleotides long. RefSeq names its product nuclear receptor-binding protein (gene Madm). The coding region runs from base 1 to 1671 and encodes 556 amino acids. The record is from RefSeq and is a predicted model, not a curated record. Gene Ontology annotation, biological process: endoplasmic reticulum to Golgi vesicle-mediated transport; protein phosphorylation; intracellular signal transduction. The transcript has 10 exons. Gene Ontology annotation, molecular function: protein serine/threonine kinase activity; ATP binding. NCBI's taxonomy places the organism in Eukaryota, Metazoa, Arthropoda, Insecta, Hemiptera, Aphididae. Gene Ontology annotation, cellular component: cytoplasm; endomembrane system.
AUGCCGGCCAGUGGCCGCGGACUGGACCCGACGGCCGCCGCGGUAGCAGCAGCAACAGCCGUCGCGAUCAAGAAGAUUUCGCUGGAAAGCGGUGACGAUUCGGAAGAGGAAAGCGAAAUCCUGGAGGAGAGCCCUUGUGGCCGGUGGCUGAAAAGACGUGAAGUGGUGGAGCAACGAGAUGUUCCCGGAAUCGAUUGCGCGUACUUGGCCAUGGACACUGAAGAGGGCGUGGAGGUGGUGUGGAACGAGGUGCAGUUCUCGGAGCGCAAAAACUACAAGGCCCAAGAAGACAAGAUCCGACAAGUGUUUGAAAGUCUCACACAACUCCAGCAUCCCAACAUCGUGAACUUCCAUCGGUACUGGACGGACACGCACAACGACAAACCACGCGUCAUAUUCAUCACAGAAUACAUGUCUUCUGGCUCGUUGAAACAGUUCCUAAAACGUACCAAACGCAACGUGAAGAAGAUUUCACUGACCGCGUGGAAACGAUGGUGCACGCAAAUCCUAUCGGCCCUAAGUUACUUGCAUUCAUGUUCACCGCCCAUCAUCCAUGGGAAUCUGACCUGUGACACGAUAUUUAUCCAACACAAUGGACUCGUGAAAAUAGGAUCAGUUGCUCCGGACACCAUUCAUGUGCACAUCAAGACUUGCCGGGAAAACAUGAAAAACAUGCAUUUUAUUGCACCUGAAUGUGGAAAUUUUGUGACACCCGCCAUCGAUAUUUACGCGUUUGGAAUGUGUGCGUUAGAAAUGGCCACGCUGGAGAUACAAGGCAACGGCGACAGUGGUACGCUCGUUACGCAAGACCACAUCAACCGCACGAUCGAGUCGCUAGACGAUCCAUUGCAAAAGGACCUGAUCUACCAGUGUCUAACGGCUGAUUUUGAGAAACGUCCGACGGCGCGAACGUUACUCUUUCACCCCGUACUGUUUGAGGUGCACGCGUUGAAAUUACUCGCGGCGCACGCUCUGGUCAAGACUGAACAUUUUGCCGACAGACUGUCUGAUGAGGUAUAUCCUCAAGAAAAAGUAAUUGCUGACAUUGUGCACCCCGACGAUGAAACUCGAUCGGUCCAGUUUAAAAUGUCUGAUGUCCCAGAUAGCAACAAGCUUGAAAAGUUCGUCGAAGACGUCAGAUUUGGCAUUUACCCGUUGACUGCUUACGCCCUGGAAGCGGGACCUGUACGGCUUACUACGUACCAGCCUCAGAGUCCGACCGGUUCCAUGGAUCAGUCUAUCCCAUCGGAUAGGAGUAGUUCUGGGCCGAUCGACGUCGAAGUCAGACGUAUCGUCAACACGAUGUGCAACAUCAAACCACGAGACGAUGCUCAAAAUGACUUUAUGAUGACAAUUCUACUGCGGAUGGAUGACAAAAUGAAUCGUCAACUAACGUGUUCCAUAACAGACGCGGACACUGCGUUGUCUCUCUCCCAAGAAUUAGUGCACUUCGGCUUCAUCAACGAGUCGGACAAAGACAAGAUAUACGUAAUCAUCGAAGAGACACUUUCCGAGGGUCCUCGUUACAAGGAAGACGACGAUCAAUCGUCAAUUCCCGUGGAAGUCGAAUCAUCGCCACCGUUGCAGAAACGAUCGUCAGCACCUGCCACUCCGUCGUCGUCGUCCAGGCCCAGCGUCAUACGGUCGCCAGUAAAACGCGACGGCAGUUAAUGAUAGCUACGUGGCCAACUCAAGUUGGUCACUAGGUUUCGUCCAACCCGUCGUCUGUCGACGACGAUCCCGCGGCAACGAACCGCGUACCGUUUAUAUUCGCUUCUUCCAAGUUUAAAAAGUAUAAAAAACACAUUACAGUGCGUCAUCGUUACGAUAACGUCAACUAUAUUUCAUCCGCGUCAAUUCAAACCAAACAAAACGUGCGAAAAACAAAAGCGAAUUCAAUAAAAACGACCUCCUCUUGCAUAUUAUACGUUAUACUCGUCGAUUUUAUAACACACACACACACACACAUACACACACAUACACACAUAUGUAUAAUGUGUAUAAAUAUAUGCUUACACUUAUAUAUAAUAUUAUAAUAUAAUAAAACGUAAAAACGUAGACUUGAGUCAUUAUGUUAUGCGUGUGUAAUAUAUAUAUACAUACAUACAUAUAUAUGCAUGUAUGUACGAGAGUAUAUUAUAUAUUCGAUUACGAUAAGCUUAAUAUUUUUUACUGAAUAUUAAUAAUAUAAUAAUAAUAAUAAAG